Molecule: messenger RNA, 2795 nt
Organism: Etheostoma cragini (Arkansas darter)
Lineage: Eukaryota; Metazoa; Chordata; Actinopteri; Perciformes; Percidae
Gene: vrk3
Product: VRK serine/threonine kinase 3
Exons: 16
Coding region: 87-1724 (545 amino acids)
Biological process (GO): signal transduction; peptidyl-serine phosphorylation
Cellular component (GO): nucleus; cytoplasm
Molecular function (GO): ATP binding; protein serine/threonine kinase activity
Source: RefSeq, a predicted model, not a curated record
GACCAACUACAGGAGUGUUUAUCCGGUGCAGAAGAAGCACCUACCAAACAGCUUACUUCCGAGCGGUGGACGAGUGUUUAGAAAGAAUGCCUUUCCGGUUCUGCCCCCAAUGUGGGUCAAAGUUGCAGCCUGAUUUUAGAUUUUGUCCAUCAUGUGGAGACAAGCUUCCCUGUCCUGUCAGUGAAUCUGGACCUGUGAGCACAACGCCAUCGUUAAGUCUCUUUCAAGUCAAAAGGGAUGAUGCACUAACAUCAGAAGUUAAAUCAAGUCUUGCUUCAAGAUCAAGUUGCGAGCUCAUGGGAAGUACGGCCCAUGCAUGUAACACCGCAACUCCAGUUACAUCUCGUCCUGCACUGCGAAAGACCCGUAACUCCCUUCGUCUAGACAGGGAAGUUGAAUUCAACAUUAAAGAUGCCACUACACCCAUGGUGCCCUCCACUAGUCCUUUUAGAGAUGACAGGAUCAAAGCAGAUAAUGGUGUUGGAUUUGUUGGAACUCCACCUAAACAGCACACGGCAGUGUCAGCUCUAGAGCCUUCUACUGUCCUAAAAUGCCCUCGAACUGUGAGGGGAAAGGAAAAACUCUCCAGCCCUGCUAAGCAAGUAGAAGAGGGAAAGACGCUGACUGAUAAAACAAGUUUUAAAGCCGAGAAAUCAACGAUAGACGGCUUUCCAGUGGGCAUCUGUUCCCCUGUUACCCCACCAAUCUCCAAGUCCCCUUUAAAAGUGACAGGAAAAGGAAAAGCCAAGAAGGCAAAGCAUGCGUCCACUGUGGAACCGCUACAGGAGAGUGAAGAGGUGACAGACACAACAGGCAAGAAGUGGAAGCUGGUGAAACUGCUCAGUCAGAGCACAACAGAGCUCAUCUACGAAGUUUUGCAGACAGUUUCAAGAUCCAAUUCUAAGGAGUCAAAUCACAUCCUCAAACUGGGAGCUAAAGAUGGAAGAAUCUUCAACGAGCAGAACUUUCUGCAGAGAGCUGCUAAACCUGCAUCUGUGGACAAGUGGAUCAAACAAAACAAGAUGGAUUUUCUGGGGAUUCCUUCCUGUGUUGGCUUUGGUCUUCAUGCAGAGUCCUACAGAUUUCUUAUUUUCCCCAACAUGGGCCAGUCUCUCCAGUCUGUCAUGGAGGAAGAAGAUGAGCUGCUUUCUGAGAAAGCUGUCCUUCAGCUCGCCUGCAGAAUAUUAGAUGUACUGCAGUAUAUCCAUUCAAACGAGUACGUUCAUGCUGAUAUUAAUGCAGAAAACAUUUACAUCAAACCAGGACAGAAGUCACAGGUAUACCUAGUAGGAUACUGCCAUGCCUUCAGGUACUGUCCAGGUGGACAACAUGUAGAGUACCGUGAAGCCAGCAGAACACCACAUGAGGGCACCAUGGAGUUCAUCAGCCUGGACGCACAUAAGGGAGCAGCUCCGUCUCGACGCAGUGACCUCCAGUCUCUGGGUUACUGCAUGCUGCGCUGGCAUGCUGGGACGCUGCCGUGGGCCCUCCUUGUUCAGCCGGACCAGGUAGCCACGCAGAAACAGAGGUACAUGGAGGAUGUUCCUGCCCUGUUAAGUGACUGCUUUGGGAAGAAGAGAGUUUCCAGUGCAUUUCAAACGUACCUGACUAAAGUGAUGACCCUGCAGUACUCUGAGCAGCCAGACUACUCAUUGCUGAAGGCCGCACUCAGCGCCGCUUUACUGCAGCUGGGGGGGUUACCGGAGCAGCCGCUCAGUUUUUAGAGAAAUGGAACAAAAGGAAGACAAUUUGGAAGAUUUUUAACUUUUUUUAUCAUGCCGUUUCAUCUGUGAUGUUUUUUUGCACUGAAAGCAGUGUUGUAUAGAGUUUAAAUUACACGCAUGUUAGGCUGAUGGGUUUUGAUUGGGAUCAUCAUUUUACGGAUUAGUUUUUUUCAUAUUGAUUGCACUGCUUUUACUGUUACAAGGGCAAUGUGACUCUCACAUCAAUGUGAGAGCAAUGCAAGUUCUCAAUAUUUGAUGUUCAGAUUUGGGUUUUUCUUGACACUUUGAUAGUUAAAUGAGUCAGUGUUACUUUUUAAACCGGGUGUGUGUUACAACUGUUUUUACUUCUUUGACAUGAAUUUAGCACUGCAGAAAUCUUCCUUAAUGCGAGCAAACACAGAUGUAGAUUAACAUAAUUUAACAUAUAGGUAAAGUAAAUUUUCUUGAAUAAAAAGCAAUAUUUCUUAUUUAAAACAAUCUUUCUUUCACCUUUAGUCUGAAAACACCGGAAACACUCAAAAGAAUACAAGACAAAAUUGUUAUUUUUUGCUCAUUGUGAUGUUUUCUGUACUUAACCGUAGUCUUGUCACGGUGCUAAUUACAGAUUACACAUGUUCAUUUUAAAGAAACCUUUAUAAAGUUUAAACAUUUCUGAACAUAAACAUUUUAACAUUUCAAGACAUGUACAAUUCUUUAUAUGAAACAGUAAAUAUCUCUUAUUGUGCACACUCUUAAGUAAUUCAGAAAAUAAACACUGUUAUCUUUUGCCUGAUCUCUCCUGUCUGUGGCAUUUACAACCUUACAUUUCUGUCACUUGAGGCACUUUCUGAAUGAGAGGCUUUUGUAGAACAAUGUAAAGCAUGAUGCUGAAAGACUAUAGCACCCCCACGAGGCGACUUUUGUACACAGCUACGGACCUGAUGGCUCCCUAGCUUACACACUUAAACUGAUCAGUUGAGCUUUUUAUACAGACAUGCUGGCAGUGUGAGGCAGCUUCACAUGCAGGUUUAAAUAUAGUUUACACUGCAGAUUGUUUUCAUGUUCAACCAAAAUUGGUUUUGAGGAUAAACU